AUGGACGACCUCAGCGGCCUGAGCUUUACCCCCAGCUCGUCCAACGAGCCCAAGAAACCGCCACCCAUGAGCUCCGGCACGCUAUUCCCCGACGUGCGGCGCAAUGACAACUCUGGCCGGACUACGCCUCUAUCCACCUCGUCGGGACGCUCGAACACUCCCUCCAAGCCGGCAACCCCGGCCGGCGACAGUUUCGCGAACCUCGUCUCGUUCGGAUCUUCCAAUCCCAACAAGAAUCUGUCCCUCGCCGAGCAACAGAAGCGACUGCAGGAGGAAAGGGCCAGGAAGGAAGCGGAGAAUAGAAGUCGACUUGAGACGCAGUAUGGUGCGCAGAAUAAUCAAUUCUGGGAUACUCUAGAGAAGGGUGGUAAGCCUGCCGCGCCUACUCCCUCUCAGCAGCCACAAUCUCCCGAUGAAGACGACAUUCUAGCUGCCUUCAACGCCACUGCGCCGGUGGACGCAUCGACGCAUUUCCCAAUUCCCAGUCACAGCCCGUCUCCUCAUGUUGGAACGACCCCGGUGCAGCAGCCUGUUUCCACUAAACCAGCUCCGGCACAAGAUCCCAUGGCCAUCUUUGACGAUGACGACCCGUUCGGUCUCGGUCAGAUGCCUUCUAAGCCGGCUCCAGUACCGCAGCCUGCGCAGGACGACGACGAUUUUCUUGGAGAACUAAGUAAACCCGUUACGGAAUUCUCGCGACCGGAACCGCCGCCCAAGCCUAAGGCCCCCGAGCCCGAGCCCGAGUUCGAGUCCCAGUUCCAGUCCCAGCCCCGGCCCCGAGCCCCACCCAAACCAUCAACUGGAGUAGACCGGGCGAUUGCAGAACUCGUGGAUAUGGGAUUUCCCGCGGAUAAAGCAAGCCAGGCAUUGAGCACGACGGCUUCGGGUACCGAUAUUCAAGCGGCCGUUGGCUGGCUUCUUACCCAGGCGCACGAGGAGUCUCGACAGAAGACUGGUCGGAGAUCAAGGCUUGAACCUCAUCCUAGUGAAUUGGAACGGAGCAGGGAAAGAGGUGCAAGGAGAGAUCCGUCGUGGAUGAGAGAGGAGAGACCUACUGUGACCAGAACCCGCAGUGACAACAGAUCACCUGCUUCUGCGGAGAAAGAUCCCGCCCAGGUUGCUGCUAGCUUUGGCAACAACUUUCUGAAAACCGCCAACUCUUUGUGGAAAACCGGGAGCAAACGCAUGCAGCAGGUAGUCCAGGAUCUGAAUGCGGACCAUGAUCCCAAUCAACCCCGAUGGAUGAAAGAAGCUGCUGGUUUUGAGGAGCCACUUCCGCAACCACGCCCUCGUGGCCGUCAGCAGCCCUCUGAGCCUCAAGGAAAUGUCCCAAGGAUGACUGACGAAGCCAUCCUCCUUGAAUCAGGGGGUGCUCCUUCUCGUCCGUCUCGCAAUGCCCCAUCUCGCAACCCCUUCCAGCAGCAUGAUGUACCGCGUCCGACUGCCAGCAGCAGUGAUCUCCGAAGCCAAGCUUCGUCCCGAGAAAGACGCGAGCCGCAGCCCUCUUUUCUUCGACAACAGACAAGAGAGGAGUCGAGAGAUUCAAGGUCCCGUAUCAACAAACUCGCAGUGGAAGAGCAGUCGGCACAAGCAUACGUCAGUCCUGCUAGGAGGAAACGGCCAGUCCCGUCACCUGCGCCUGAACCAGCUGUCGACCUAUUCGAUUCGCCCGCACCCACUAGUCGACCAACACCAAAGCCCUCUCCUUCUCCGGCUCCGCCCUCGCGGCCUUCUACUACGCCGUCUAUUGCUUCCCUGCCAACACGGCCCAGAGCACCCCCGCGGACGAUACCCCCUGUUUCCCAAGAAGCCCUUGCCUCGACUAAUCGGCACCGCACCAAAGCAGCAGACGCUUACAAACGAGGUGACUACGCAGCAGCCCAUGAGAGCUUCGCAACAGCCCUCACAAUGCUCCCCGACAAGCACCCAAUCACCAUAAUCAUCCGCAGCAACCACGCAAUGACAGCCCUGAAAGUCGGCGAACCCAAAUCCGCAAUCACUGACGCCGACGCAAUGCUCGACCUAAUCGGUCCAUCCAAAGGCGAAAACGAACAAAUCGACAUCGGCAACACCGAACCCCCCAAACCAAUGAAAGACUUCUUCGGAAAAGCCCUGAUGCGCAAGGCAGAAGCCCAAGAACAGCUCGAACGCUGGGCAGACGCCGCCAGUACAUGGAAACUAGCAGUGGAAACAGGCCACGGCGGUGGCCAGAGUAUCCAAGGCCGCAACCGCUGCGAGAAAGCUGCUGGAACCAGCAAACCGACCUCCAAACCCUCGACUCCCGCAAGAAGACCACCAGCGCCAACACCCAAAAAACCAUCCGCCCUGGCCGAUCUCACCGGCAGCGCCGCCGCAUCUCAAAACUCCGAAGCAGUCACCCGCCUCCGCGAAGCAAACCAAGCUGCCGAACGCGCGGACGACGAGAAAUUCGCUCUCACCGAAUCCGUCGACGCACGACUCGCCGCUUGGAAGGGCGGGAAACAGGAUAAUCUCCGCGCUCUGCUGGGUAGUCUGGAUACAGUCCUGUGGCCUGAGGCGGGGUGGAAGAAGGUUAAUAUGUCGGAGUUGAUUAUGCCGAAUAAGGUCAAGAUUAAUUAUAUGAAGGGGAUUGGGAAGGUGCAUCCUGAUAAGAUUCCUACAAAUGCUACUACUGAGCAGCGGAUGAUUUCAGCGAGUGUUUUUGCGACGUUGAAUGAGGCGUGGGAUAAGUUUAAGAGGGAGAAUAGUCUUUGA
Molecule: messenger RNA, 2733 nt
Organism: Aspergillus glaucus CBS 516.65
Lineage: Eukaryota; Fungi; Ascomycota; Eurotiomycetes; Eurotiales; Aspergillaceae
Product: UBA/TS-N domain protein
Exons: 2
Coding region: 1-2733 (910 amino acids)
Biological process (GO): clathrin-dependent endocytosis; clathrin coat disassembly
Cellular component (GO): vesicle; cytoplasm; intracellular membrane-bounded organelle
Molecular function (GO): clathrin binding
Source: RefSeq, a predicted model, not a curated record